Messenger RNA from Pezoporus flaviventris, 2688 nucleotides. RefSeq names its product TPX2 microtubule nucleation factor (gene TPX2). The transcript has 16 exons. Lineage: Eukaryota; Metazoa; Chordata; Aves; Psittaciformes; Psittacidae. Gene Ontology annotation, biological process: regulation of mitotic spindle organization; activation of protein kinase activity. Gene Ontology annotation, cellular component: spindle; microtubule. The record is from RefSeq and is a predicted model, not a curated record. The coding region runs from base 144 to 2366 and encodes 740 amino acids.
GUGUCUCUCUCUAGAAGCCGCACAGAGGAAGAGAGGUGGGGACCAAGUGAGCUGACACUGCCUGGGGUUUGGUUUAGCAGGUGACCAGUGCUUGUUGUCCAAAGGAGCACGAGUGGGGCUCGCGGAGGCGGCUGCAGGUGAAGAUGUCCCACCCGGAAUCUCGCUAUUCCUUCGAUGUCCCAAACAAUUGCAUCGACUUCGCAGCUCUGGGUGAGGAGGAGGAUGAUGUACCCAAUGCAGACUCCUGGUUUGACCAAAAAGCCAACCUGGAGAACAUCCCUCCUGCAGGAAACCUGGCAAAAGGCUCCCAGAGCAGCCCUGCUUUUUCAAAGCCUGAUAUUAUUCUGUCUGUCACAUCACAAGAAAUAACAAUGGGUGAAGGCGAUGGGGAAGCAGAAUGUGUGCGGCCCCAUGAGGCUCCUCAGAAUAUCAUUGGAUCCCUGACGAACUGGAGAGCUGCUGCUCCUGCAGAGGCCCCUCAAAGAGCGGGCAGAAGACAGGCCACGAGGCAGAGAAAAGCACAGCAACACACCCAGCCAGCUAGAGUCAAAGCAGAGGGAAAUGCCUUGGCUAAUAAGGAAGAGGUUCCACCUCCAAAGAAAAGGAGAAUUUCUAGCAACAGAGAGAAGCAGGCAGAAGGAUCCACCAAGAAAGAGCCCCUGCAGAAUCGUGGGCCCUCCCCAGGGAGAGGGAGAAGCAAACUGACCAUGCCCUCCACGCCAACCAUGUUAAAGAGGACCAAUCAUUCUGGCAAGCUGAAGAGUACCGAGGAACAGGAGCUGGAAAAGAUGCAGCAAUUCCAGCGGGAGGUUAUGGAGCUGAGGAGGAAGAAUGAGGAGACUCUGAAAGCAGCCAUUGCUGGAGCAGGACAACCCGUGAAGAGGGCUGUUGGUCAAGUAACAAAGGCAGUUGACUUCCACUUCUGCACAGAGGACAGAAUUAAACAGCAUGUGGAAAGCCAGCCCAGGAACGAGUACAAGGAGGUGGAUUUUGCAGCAGAGCUAAGGAAGCAUCCUCCCUCCCCGAUGCGGACGCUGAAGGGACCCACUAUUGCCAAACCUUUCAACCUGUCCCAGGGAAACAAAAGAAAACUUGAAGAGAACACAUCCGAAUAUGUGUCCCUUGCUGAGCAGGUGGAAGCAUUCCAAAAAACCACACCCCCUCGUUACCAUUUGAGGAGCAGGAAAUCUGAUGAAGGCCCACCUCCAGGGAAGGCUGUGAAGGCUCGGUUUACCAACCCUAAAACACCAUUGCUUCUGACAAAGCAGCGCUUCAGACCUGCCACCUGCAAAACUACAGCAGAGUUAGAAGCAGAGGAAAUGGAGAAACUUCAACAGUACAAAUUCAAAGCACGAGAACUCAAUCACAGGAUCUUUGAGGGUGGGCCACUCCUGCCCAAGAAACCCACUGUGAAGGCACUCACACAGCCCAUUGGCUUUGAUUUGGAGAUAGAAAAAAGGAUUCAGGAGCGAGAGAGUAAGAAGCAGCAGGAGGAAAAGCACUUUGAAUUCCAUUCCAGGCCAUGUCCCACGAAAAUCCUGGAGGAUGUUGUGGGUGUUCCAGAGAAGAAAGCUCUUCCUGUUACAGUCCCCAAGUCUCCAGUCUUCACCUUGAAAAGCAGAACCCGAAUGUCUGGCAAAGAUGAAGAAAAGGAAAAAGAAGAGGUGCCCGUGAUCAAAGCCAACCCCAUGCCACAUUAUGGAGUGCCCUUCAAGCCUAAAAUGCCAGAGCAGAGGCACGUGGAAGUUUGCCCCUUCUCUUUCGACGCCCGUGACAAGGAGCGGCAAAUGCAGAAAGAGAAAAAGAUGGAAGAACUGCAGAAGGAAGAGGUGCCCAAGUUCAAAGCGCUGCCUCUGCCCUACUUUGACCACGUGAAGCUGCCAGAAAAGAAGGUCAAAAAGCCAACUCAGCCUGAGCCCUUCAACCUGCAGGUGGAUGAGCGGGGAGCUGCCAAGCUCCAGAGCUGGAAACAGCAGCUUAAAGACGACUUGAAAAAGCAGAAAGAGGCAGCUUGUUUUAAAGCUCGUCCCAACACAGUGGUGUACCAGGAGCCUUUUGUGCCCAAGAAGGAGAAUAAGUUGUUAUCAGUUCCUGAAAGCUUUGAGCUGGCAACAGAAAAAAGGGCUAAAGAGCGGCAAGAGUUUGAAAAGUACUUGGCAGACAAAGAGGCCGUAAAGGAGAGGCUUCAAGAGAAGGUGAAACAGGAGCAAGAGGAGCGUGAGAAGGAAGAAGUUGCUAAGUUAAGGCAAGAAAUGGUUCACAAGGCAAACCCGAUACGCAGAUACCGCAGCUUAGAAGUGAAGUCCAGUGAGCAGCCACUGACCAUGCCGAAGUCUCCCAACUUCUCGGAUAGAUUCCGGUGCUGAUUCACAUCCAUGUGAUGGCAGGAGGGAGAUGCCAUCUUUCUCUGCUCCCUUGGUAGAGAGGGAACAGUCGUUCUUAUGUGGCUGCUCAGUCUCAACCUCGUUCCAUUAGUGUUCUCUCGAGUAGUUCACCUCCACCUGAGGCACAGCAACUGGCCCUGCCACACGGCCUCACUUCAUCUCCCCACCUCUUGCUCUCUAAAGACUAGACCAGGUUUUGGUCUUGUAUGCAGAUAUUGUGUACCUGAACUAAAUAAAACUCCCAGCCUGCUGGCUCACUCUUGCUAGUGGGCUGAAUCCCUCUCCUGCAGAAGAGGUUUUGGUA